Molecule: messenger RNA, 741 nt
Organism: Fusarium poae
Lineage: Eukaryota; Fungi; Ascomycota; Sordariomycetes; Hypocreales; Nectriaceae
Exons: 1
Coding region: 1-741 (246 amino acids)
Biological process (GO): response to hydrogen peroxide; response to heat; response to salt stress
Source: RefSeq, a predicted model, not a curated record
AUGGCCUUCUUCCUUCCCCGUACUGUCUACCAUACUCAGGCUCCUCUGAACCCACUCUACUAUCUUCUCAAGGAGCUUGACCAGUCUGUUCCACAGCCCCAGCAGCCUCAGCGAAGAAGCCAAUGCCAGUCUCAACAGAAGAGUCAGGCUCAGGCUGAAUGCCCCGCCUAUAAGGUGAUUACCCGACCAUGGGAGCCCCGCUUUGAGGCUCACGAGACGGAGGACUCCUUUGUUCUCUACGGCGAGCUCCCUGGCCUAAACAAGGAAAACGUCACUGUUGAAUUCCCCGAACCUCGCAAGCUUGUCGUUACCGGCAAGGUUGAGCGUUUCACAGAUGUCCCCAAGGCAGCUGAAACAAUCACUGAGCAGCCUGCUCCCGCUCCCACUCCCGUCAUUGAGUCAGACAACGAAGACACCCAGAGCAGAAGUUCAUACCAAGCUACUGUCGAGGACGAUGUUGAUGAUGAGUUUGAAGUCUUGAGCCACACAUCGCAAAAGUCAGAGACUGUCAGUCAACCACAGCCUGAGACUCUCAGCGACAAGGCCAGAGAGAAGCAGCCUGAGCAACCCAAGCAGCCUGAAGAGCCAAGACGUUCUGGCUACACCAAGGAGUUCUCACGUUACUUCACUUUCCCUACCUACGUCAACCACGAGGCAGUCACUGCCAAUCUGAAGGAUGGUCUCCUGACUAUAAUUGUUCCCAAGGCUACUCCCCAGUCUCGACGCAUUAUUAUUAGCUAG